AUGGGAGAUCAGCAUCUCAGUUCUGGAAUGCCCGGAGAUCUCUUCGAAUUGAAUAAGGGAGGUACAACGAAGUAUCUGAGUGAACUAUGGGGAAAAAGCACUGGCACUACCGAUUGCUACAACAAAAUGCGAUCUGGCAAGAUUGUCCGCUCAGUCGUUCUUAGUUCGUAUUUCUACAACAUGUCCCGCAUGGGAAUCAAAUUCCAAACCGCUCUGACUGAUUUCUCCAACACCGCCACGUUGGUUCCCACAUUGCUGACUAUUGGAAACGUUACUGUUGUUUGUAGACCACUAGAGAUAAAAUGUAAAAGCCCGGCAUGCAGUGAAACUGUCAAAAUUUUUUGUUGA
Ostertagia ostertagi is the source of this 348-nucleotide messenger RNA. NCBI's taxonomy places the organism in Eukaryota, Metazoa, Nematoda, Chromadorea, Rhabditida, Trichostrongylidae. The record is from the annotation of a GenBank genome assembly.